This is a messenger RNA of Boleophthalmus pectinirostris (great blue-spotted mudskipper), 1296 nucleotides long. RefSeq names its product zona pellucida-like domain-containing protein 1. Gene Ontology annotation, cellular component: cell surface. The record is from RefSeq and is a predicted model, not a curated record. Bases 1 to 1296 code for a protein of 431 amino acids. The transcript has 11 exons. Lineage: Eukaryota; Metazoa; Chordata; Actinopteri; Gobiiformes; Gobiidae.
AUGUGCUCGGAGGUAGCCGCAGGAGAAAGGACCGGCUCAGCUCCGCACUUCAUGAAGAUUUCUAAACCCAAGAUAAACAUGAAGCGUUUUAUUAUUAUUUCCAUGGUGGCUUCAAUGGUGGCUGUGAACAAAGGCCAGAUCACCAGUCAGAUCGCAGGGAUGCAAACUGCUCUAUCAAACCCAACUGUAUGUACUCAGUCUGCUACAGACUGGAGGAGACCAGUACUGAGCGAUAUCUCAGUUGAAUGUGGGACAUCAUACAUAGGUCUGGCGAUCCAGCUGUGCCCAGUCCUCUACACCGGCUACAAUGAAACUCUGCUCAUUAUCAACCAGAUUUUUGGUAACUCCAACUGUAAAGGCACCUUAGAUGAGACGGUCUUUCCUCCCGUGGUCCGCUUCAGGUUCCCCAUCAACAUGACGCACGCUUGUGGAAGCAAAUUUGUGACCAUCAGUGGACCAGGCACAGGGGUCUUUGCUGACUUCUCCAACAUCGAGACAGUAAACAUCAGUGGAAGUGUGACUUCUCUGGAUCCAACUCAGGGAAAAGUGACCUAUAACGCAGAACUGUCAUAUUUCUACUCAUGUGCCUACCCCCUGGAGUACUUGAUCAACAACACACGCAUAGAUGUGUCGGCAUCUUCCAUUGCAGUGAGGGACAACAAUGGAAGUUUUAUCAGCACUCUGAGCAUAGAGCUGUACAGUGAUUCGCAAUUUAAAAUCCCUCUGACAGUACCAAAGGAGGGUCUAGAGCUCAGGACUGUGAUCUGGGUCAUGGUGAGAGCGGACAACCUGACUGACCAGUACAGCGUGUUAAUGGACAGAUGCUACGCCUCCAUUUCUCCACUUCCAACAAACUCCACUUUCUUCAACUUAUUUGUGCCAUGUUCCCAAGAUCCUUUGACAACAAUCUACCUGAACGGAGACGGACACAGGGCGACCUUCUCCUUCCAGGCCUUCCGCUUCCUGGAGCAACAGAAUGAGACCGUGUCCACGUACUAUCUGCACUGCAUCACCCGGCUGUGUGAAAUCAGCACCUGUGAAUCCUUCAAGCAAUGUUCCAGUAGGAGGAGGAGAAGAGAAAUCAAGUCGACUGAACUCGGAGACCUCACCACUCUCACCUCAAAGAUCCCAAUAGUGACCCAGAACAACAACAAAGAAACUGUUCCGGUACAAGGUCCUGAGAGGUCUGUGGGGGAGUCAAAGAAGGGUCUGGAGAUCGCGGUGGGCAUCUUGGCUGUGGCGGUGGCUGCUGUCUUUGUGGUGGCUGCUGUCUUCUACAAGAGACUCAAACACUAA